UUUAAUAGUUCGUUACAAAUUGAAAAACGACGUUUAAAAUCCAGAAAAUGACGAUCAACACUUUUUACACAUUUAUUUUCCUUUGUAUCUGUGCUAUAAAUGCUAUAACCAGCAAGUCCAUCGAUUCGACCAGAAAUGACUUAUGGCUGAACCACUUGGAAUGCGUAGAUGAAAUGUUGACAAUGCCGAAUGAUUCGAGUGCAAAUUGUCGAUUCGAAAUAAUAAAUAAAAUUGAUAUUCACGAUUUGCUUGAUAUGGCUCUCAUGAAUAACAAUUAUCGGAUGAUUGCUGCUGAUAUUUUCGAUAGAAAAUAUGAGAACAAGUUUGUUUUAAUUGUAAAAAAUUCAAAUUCGUAUUCUCUAACUAUCGACGGCAAUACAGUUAGUCAUAAUAUUAAAAUAAAUUCAAUUUAUCUUCUACUUGAAUACUUCGGAGAACUUAUUUCAGAGUUAUACAUCAACUUCUCAAACGUCAUGCCAGACAAGAAUUUAGAAAAAUGUAUUGAAUUGGCCAGUCGAUACUGUGAAAAAUUACGUGGAUUCAGUGUAAAUGGUGGCCGAAAUAUGUUGAGGCAAGUGAAGAACCCAUUCUAUAACGUAACCGAAGUUACGUUUCAUAUGUCUGAAUUCGAGACCCACACAUUAAGUUUGGCGAAAAUCUUUCCGAACGUGCAAUUAUUACAAUUACUUGCGGUUAAUAUAAAAAAUGAUGAUAUUUUUGGUCAUUCCCUUGCAAAGUUGGAACAUUUGAUAAUUUCGUUUGGUAUUUUUCCCGGCGAUAGUAAACAUAAGAAAUUAAUAGCGAAAAACCAUCAAAUUCGAGUGUUGAACAUUGCUUAUGGUAGUGCUACGUUAGUUGAGUUUGUAAGUGAACAUUUACCAAGUCUUGAAACAUUCAUUUUGCCCGAUGACACAACAGUCGAUUACACGGAUGAGAUUCAUUUUAAGAAUGUUAAAAGUUUCGAAAUUAACUUCGUCUCGGGAGGCCUCAUGAACAUUACAUUUGAACGGUUGGAGGAGUUUGCUUGCGAUCCUGAUGAAUUUCCCAAUUGGAUUGAAACCAUUGAAAGACAUCCAGAUUUAAGAAAACUUAAAUUCCACAGUAGAGACGGAUUUGAAGAUGAAUAUAUUUCUUUGCUUGGAAAAAUCGCAAAAAAUUUAGUUGAAGCCAAUUUCAAUUGCGAUAACGAUGUGCAAAUAGAAACAAUUGUUAAUCUUUUGAAUGAGUGCACAUUUAUGGAGAGAUUGUAUCUGAGCGAUGUUAGCAAAGCAUUUGGAGACAAAUUAAAUGUGGAAAUUCAAGAUAAAUGGAAUUUGAACCAAAUUAAAGAUGACGCCAUUUUUAUUGAACGAAGGUAACAUGAAAAGUUUGAUGUGGAUGCAUAUCACUCAUUCGUAGACAUAAAAAAAUAUUUUUGUUUGUUUCUUCGGUUUUUUGAAAAAUAAAAAUUGUGUUUCUUCGUAGCGUUUUUAACCAA
Messenger RNA from Contarinia nasturtii (swede midge), 1477 nucleotides. RefSeq lists its product as uncharacterized. The record is from RefSeq and is a predicted model, not a curated record. Lineage: Eukaryota; Metazoa; Arthropoda; Insecta; Diptera; Cecidomyiidae. The coding region runs from base 48 to 1358 and encodes 436 amino acids. The transcript is spliced from 2 exons.